AGGCCAAUGGCCCAAUGCAAUUUAUUUUUGCAAACGACGUCGUUUACUAGGUCAAUCAUUCCAAUCAAGUCCAGAAGACUAGCUAGCCUUUCUCUCUGCAAAGGAUCAGAACCCAUGACAUCGUUAUCCAUCGUCACUCCGCAAAUUUCACUGAAGAGUUCUUCAGCAGUGGAAACUAGAAGAAAAUACACAAUCUGCGCAUCUCAGAAAUCUCCAAUUCUGAUCCGACGGCUCUCUAGAUUCAGGAAUUUCACCUCGCGGUUCCGUAUGAGUGUUGAUAAUGGAAGCUCUAAUCGGAGCGGAGAUCGGAUUGGUGCCGGAGAUGCCGUGAUCAUCGUCGACCACGGUUCGCGCCGCCGGGAAUCUAACCUCAUGCUGAAUGAGUUCGUUGCUAUGUUUAGGGAUAAAACUGGUUACCCUAUUGUAGAGCCUGCUCACAUGGAGCUGGCUGAACCGUCAAUAAGAGACUCGUUUGCAUUGUGCGUUGAACAAGGGGCCAAACGUAUCAUCGUAAGCCCAUUCUUUCUCUUUCCUGGUCGACAUUGGCAACAGGAUAUUCCUUCCUUAACAGCCGAAGCAGCAAAGGAUCACCCAGGAAUAUCGUAUAUAAUAACCGCGCCUCUCGGUCUUCACGAAAAACUUGUGAGAGACUAUAUUUGUUAUGGUUCUGUUGUCAGGAUGUUGUGAAUGAUAGAAUAAGUCACUGCUUAAGCCAUGCUGCUGGCGUUGCAGAAGAAUGUGAAGUUUGUGCAGGAACAGGCAAAUGCAGAUUUAAUUAGUGUAUAAUAGUAAGGGCUUGGGAUGAAACUGCUCGGGUUUUUCGUCGACUUCCGUUCGAAGGGCCUAUAACAAUGUGGAGAAGCUACAGAAGGGAUAAAAAUGAUUUCGACAUAUUUAUGACUUGACUACUGAAGGCUCGACAAUCUACCUAUUUUGUUCGGUAUCAAUGCUUUGUAAAACUUGACCUUUUUGGUUGUUUCUCUAUUGUAUUUUCACAUAAUGACUAUAAUAUGCACAAUAAGAUGGUUCUCAAAAAUGGGUUUGAGAACAUUUUUCCA
Messenger RNA from Benincasa hispida (wax gourd), 1058 nucleotides. RefSeq names its product sirohydrochlorin ferrochelatase B (gene SIRB). Gene Ontology annotation, molecular function: lyase activity. NCBI's taxonomy places the organism in Eukaryota, Viridiplantae, Streptophyta, Magnoliopsida, Cucurbitales, Cucurbitaceae. The record is from RefSeq and is a predicted model, not a curated record.